GCAAUGGGGGGCAACAAGAACAGGAAGAAGAGGAGGAGAGAAGAACGACCCACAAUCCACCCCAAAAACAAAUACUCCGAAAACCCACCAGACUUCUCUCUCUUAGCUUCUCUCUACCCUUCUUUCCACACCUUCGUCUUCUACUCCUCCGACGGCCGCCCCAGAAUCGAUUGGACCGACUUCAAUGCCACUCGCGAACUCACUCGCGUCUUGCUCCUCCACGACCACUCUCUCAAUUGGUGGAUUCCUGAUGGGCAGCUAUGCCCUACAGUGCCAAAUAGAUCCAAUUACAUCCAUUGGAUUGAAGAUCUUUUGUUGUCUAAUAUCAUUCCAAAGACUGAAAUUAACCGAGAUAAGGUGCGGGGUUUCGAUAUAGGAACCGGGGCAAACUGCAUUUACCCUCUUCUUGGUGCAUCUCUUCUGGGGUGGAGUUUUGUUGGAUCAGAUGUGACUGAUGUAGCACUGGAGUGGGCGGAAAGAAAUGUUAAAGAUAAUCCGCAUAUUUCAGAAUUAAUUGAAAUUAGAAGAGUUGAGAGUGGUGAAAAUACCCUUUCUGUGGAAGAUUCACAAAAUGGCAGAUCAAGUGGUAGUGAGAGCAAGAUACAAUUUACGGACAACGACACGAGAUAUUGUGGCCUGCCUAUCCUUGUUGGUGUGGUAAGGGAUGGCGAAAAGUUCGACUUUUGCAUGUGUAAUCCCCCAUUCUUUGAAACCAUGGAUGAAGCAGGACUGAACCCAAAAACUUCCUGUGGUGGGACUCCAGAAGAAAUGGUUUGUCCUGGUGGAGAAAGGGCUUUUAUAACUCGCAUCAUUGAAGAUAGCUCUGUAUUGAAGCAAACUUUCCGGUGGUACACGACAAUGGUUGGGAGAAAAUCAAACCUCAAAUUCCUAAUAUCAAAGCUCCGGGAGGUUGGAGUUUCGAUAGUAAAGACUACAGAAUUUUUCCAAGGCCAGACGUGUCGUUGGGGCUUGGCUUGGUCUUUUGUGCCUCCUGUUAAGAAGAUAAUAUCACUGCAUGUGGCUGGGAAACGUAACCUGUCUUUCAUGUUUGAGGGUCUUCAGCGACAAUACAGUGCCGUAGAUGUGCUGCAAUCGAUCGAGUCUUUCUUCUGUCAUAACGGCGCAUUGUGUAACUUGAAUGCCUCCUCAUUUACAAUUGAUAUCUCUGCUUCACAUGAUCAUUGUAAAGCAAUCCUGAAGAACGGGGAACAUCGUGAUAUUUUUGCUGAUUGUGAAGACGCAAAGGAUACAUCCCAAAGCACAAGUUGCUUGGGCCUACCUAUAAAUAACCUAUGUUUUCGAAUUUCGGUCUUUCAGCAAGCCCCUGGCACACUUCUGGUGAAAGGCUCACCAAAGCAUGGAGAUUCUCAAGCUUCAGGGACCGUUUCAUUGAUAUUGCAACGAUUGGAGGAAGUUUUGAAACUUAAAUUUUGUAGAGAAAAGUCCACUGUGAAUCUUUCUUAGUAGAAUUUACUGGCUUUUAAUUUGUUUUCUUCAGCUGGCUCAAAACAGAGACAGCUUCUGGAGGAUUGGACAGUAAUGCUCCUAAUUUGAUU
Molecule: messenger RNA, 1556 nt
Organism: Morus notabilis
Lineage: Eukaryota; Viridiplantae; Streptophyta; Magnoliopsida; Rosales; Moraceae
Product: U6 small nuclear RNA (adenine-(43)-N(6))-methyltransferase
Exons: 8
Coding region: 4-1464 (486 amino acids)
Biological process (GO): rRNA base methylation
Cellular component (GO): nucleus
Molecular function (GO): 23S rRNA (adenine(1618)-N(6))-methyltransferase activity
Source: RefSeq, a predicted model, not a curated record